AACGCGCACAGAGCGGCUAUUGUUAGCCGGGCAGCCCGCAGGUUGCCUCUCUCAUGCACUUGAUCCCCGGCUACCUGUUGCACGGUUCCCGCAGUCUUUCGAUCCCCUGCAAAAGUCGCUGUUUCGGAGCGAGCCGCGGCCAGGUGAGCGACGGAAAAUUCUCCUCGGGGAAAAGAAGCGAAGUUAAGCAAGACGGAAACGGGGAGGCAAAAAAAACGAGAUCACAACAGGUUCCAAUGUUUUAGCGGUUUGACGUGCUAACGAGACGCGCAAAAAUGCCGCUGGGCCCGUGGAGGAAGAAAAACAAGUCGACCAAGGAGCACCUGGUGGACAACGAGGAGGUCGGCGGCGGCCACCACGCAGGCGCGACUGGCUCUCUGCUCGCCGGCAAUAAGUUGGCGUCGAACGACGCCGUGGGGUUGCCGCCGCCUCCUGCCAACCUGCGGCCCAAACUGGUCUUUCACACGCAGUUGGCCCACGGCAGCCCCACCGGGAGAAUCGAGGGCUUCUCCAACGUCAAGGAGCUGUACGGCAAGAUUGCAGACGCCUUUAAUAUCAGCCCACCCGAAAUCCUCUUCUGCACCCUCAACACGCACAAGAUCGACAUGGAAAAGCUGCUGGGCGGCCAGAUCGGCUUGGAGGACUUCAUCUUCGCCCACGUCCGGGGCAUCAAGAAGGAGGUGGAGGUGUUCAAGUCGGAGGACGCGCUAGGCCUCACUAUCACUGACAACGGCGCGGGGUUUGCCUUCAUCAAGCGCAUUAAAGAGGGCAGCGUGGUGGACAAGGUGAAGGUGAUCUGCGUGGGCGACCACAUCGAGCGCAUCAACGGUUGCAACAUCGUGGGCACGCGCCACUAUGAGGUGGCCCGCAUGCUCAAGGAGCUUCCCAGGAACGAGACCUUCACCCUCAAGCUGGUGGAGCCCAUGAAAUCCUUUGAAAUGCUGGAGCCGAGGUCCAAGGGCGCCAAGCCCAGCGGUGACAGCAAAAUUGUGAACGGCAAGGGAACGCUGAGACUUCGCGCCAAGGGCCCCGCGACACUGGAGGACGAGCCGACGGAGUUUGAAGAGAAAGCGGUGAAGAAGGUGGAUGACCUGCUGGAGAGCUACAUGGGCAUCAGAGACACAGAACUUGCGGCCACCAUGGUGGAGGUGGGCCGUGACAAGAACAAUCCUGACGAGUUCGCCAUGGCGCUGGACGAGACCCUCGGCGAUUUCGCCUUCCCGGAUGAGUUUGUCUUUGACGUCUGGGGCGCCAUCGGAGAUGCCAAGCAGGGAAGGUUCUAGGUUGACAACCCGCCCUUGAAAAACACACAUGCACAAGUGAGUCUCUGUGAUGCUUUGGCGAAGUGCACGGGACACUUCUCCUGCCUAAACACGUAAUAGCCGUGUCAUUUUUAAUACCACUUUUUUUUAAUAGUUUUUUAAUAUAUACAUAUAGUGAUCACGCUGAUUUGUCAGCUGUAAUUUUAGCGAUUUAUUUGCGUUUGGUCGCUUUCAACGGGACAUAGUAUGUUAAAUGGACUUUUUUAAUUGCCUGUACACAAACAGUUGGGUGAUCCAUGUGAAAUUAAACAAACAAGUAAAUAUUUUGUCAGCUGCCUGUUUUCCCAAAAUGACUCAAUUUUGAUCAUUUAUGCAAUCUUGCCUCUGACUUUAUGAUCAUGAUUUUGCAGCUAGGCAGGGUGAAAUUGCCAUUUUCAAGUGAUCAAGUGAAUUGCUGGAGUGUUUUGGGAGUCACAACAAAAGCUGUACUUUGUAGUGGGGGGGUUGAUCAAUCACCCCCUCAAAACCAGUUAAUUUAAUUUACAUGAAAAACAGGCUUAUUUAAAUGUUCAUCAUUUAAAAUGUAAUUUUUUUCUGCCAUCACAACAAGAAGGGAAUUACUGCUUCUGGACAAUAAAAGUGUAUUUUCAAAAUUUCCAUGUAUUUCACUCACAAAGACAAUUGGCGCACGCACAAUGUUCACUACAACAAACCUUUAUUUGUAUGCGGAGUAUAAAAUAAGAGGCAAAAAAUAACAGGAGAAAUAAAUGUGCAAAAUAAAUACACGUUAGUCUUUGGAACCAUGAGGUGUGUUCAAAGUUAGUAGAUAUAAGUAGUCUUGGCAUUUAAGGGUUUUGCACGUGAUUACUAUGGUUUCCCAAUAUAUACUUAACAUUAACGCUAAAGAUUAAAUUCACAGCAACAAAUGUGACUAUGUGCCGACUUGACUAACAGUUUU
Messenger RNA from Syngnathus acus (greater pipefish), 2220 nucleotides. It is a transcript of the gene gipc2, whose product is annotated as GIPC PDZ domain containing family, member 2. NCBI's taxonomy places the organism in Eukaryota, Metazoa, Chordata, Actinopteri, Syngnathiformes, Syngnathidae. The coding region runs from base 276 to 1283 and encodes 335 amino acids. The record is from RefSeq and is a predicted model, not a curated record. The transcript is spliced from 6 exons. Gene Ontology annotation, molecular function: protein binding.